UCUGGUUUCCCGACAUUUUUGUUUUCAGCCAAGGGGAGGCUAUCGUGAUUUUUUCCCCUUUGAGCCCAGGCUCUGCUUUCUGGGGGGGUGGGGGGCGCGCCGAGCCGGGGAGCCGUGCCAGCCGAGUCGUGCGGGCUGUGGCAGGGAAGGGGCCACCAUGGGAUGUACUCUGAGCGCAGAGGAGCGAGCCGCCCUCGAGCGGAGCAAGGCGAUUGAGAAAAACCUCAAAGAGGAUGGCAUCAGCGCAGCCAAAGACGUGAAAUUACUCCUGCUGGGGGCUGGAGAAUCUGGAAAAAGCACCAUUGUGAAGCAGAUGAAGAUCAUCCAUGAAGAUGGCUUCUCUGGAGAAGAUGUGAAACAGUACAAGCCCGUUGUCUACAGCAACACCAUCCAGUCCCUGGCAGCCAUCGUCCGGGCCAUGGACACUUUGGGCAUCGAAUAUGGUGACAAGGAGAGAAAGGCCGAUGCCAAGAUGGUGUGUGAUGUGGUGAGUCGAAUGGAAGACACGGAGCCCUUCUCUCCAGAGCUGCUCUCUGCCAUGAUGCGACUCUGGGGCGACUCAGGGAUCCAGGAGUGCUUCAACAGGUCCCGGGAGUAUCAGCUCAACGACUCCGCCAAAUACUACCUGGACAGCCUGGAUCGGAUCGGGGCUGCCGACUACCAGCCCACUGAGCAGGACAUCCUCCGAACCAGGGUCAAAACCACUGGCAUCGUAGAAACCCACUUCACAUUCAAGAACCUCCACUUCAGGCUGUUCGACGUUGGGGGCCAACGAUCUGAACGCAAGAAGUGGAUUCACUGCUUCGAGGACGUCACGGCCAUCAUCUUCUGCGUCGCGCUCAGCGGCUAUGACCAGGUGCUCCACGAAGACGAGACCACGAACCGCAUGCACGAGUCUCUCAUGCUCUUCGACUCCAUCUGUAACAACAAGUUCUUCAUCGAUACCUCCAUCAUUCUCUUCCUCAACAAGAAAGAUCUCUUUGGUGAGAAGAUCAAGAAGUCACCUCUGACCAUCUGCUUUCCUGAGUACACAGGCCCCAACACCUAUGAAGAUGCCGCCGCCUACAUCCAAGCACAAUUUGAAAGCAAAAACCGCUCACCCAACAAAGAAAUUUAUUGUCACAUGACUUGUGCCACAGACACGAAUAAUAUCCAGGUGGUAUUCGACGCCGUCACUGACAUCAUCAUUGCCAACAACCUCCGGGGCUGCGGCUUGUACUGACCUCUUGUCCUGUAUAGCAACCUAUUUGACUGCUUCACGGACUCUUUGCUGUUGACGUUGAUCUCCU
This is a messenger RNA of Lipotes vexillifer (Yangtze River dolphin), 1289 nucleotides long. It is a transcript of the gene GNAO1, whose product is annotated as G protein subunit alpha o1. Gene Ontology annotation, cellular component: heterotrimeric G-protein complex; cytoplasm. Gene Ontology annotation, biological process: adenylate cyclase-modulating G protein-coupled receptor signaling pathway; G protein-coupled dopamine receptor signaling pathway. Gene Ontology annotation, molecular function: G protein-coupled serotonin receptor binding; GTP binding; GTPase activity. The transcript is spliced from 9 exons. Lineage: Eukaryota; Metazoa; Chordata; Mammalia; Artiodactyla; Lipotidae. Bases 158 to 1222 code for a protein of 354 amino acids. The record is from RefSeq and is a predicted model, not a curated record.